AUGUCGCCUCCCGGUGCACAAAAGGGAAGUUCUUUGACAUUGGUGCUAAUGGUUGCUUCUGCAGCCUCUGGAGGAACUCUUCAAUAUGGCUACAACCUCGCAAUAAUGAAUGCUCCCACAACUUUUAUUCAGACCUUUGUCAAUGAGACAUUCUUGGAGCGGUGGGACAUCCAGUUGGAGGAUUACCAGGUGACUCUGGUCUGGACAAUUAUUGUCUCCAUCUUCUCGUUGGGAGGCUUUGCGGGGUCUCUUAUCGCAGGACCGAUGACCAUACGGUUUGGGAGGAAGAAAUGCCUGUUGUUGAACAACAUUUUCCUCAUGACUGGAGCACUCUUAGCCGUGACAAGUAGAGCUGCCAAGUCUUUUGAAAUGAUCAUCAUCUCACGUGUCCUGGUUGGGAUAAAUGCCGGGAUCAGCAUGAAUGUGCAACCCAUGUAUUUUGGAGAAAGUGCACCAAAGCACUUACGCGGGGCUAUCUCCUUGUCAUCAGCUGUUUUCACAGCAUUUGGUGUUGUGUUAGGACAGGUGGUCGGACUCAGAGAGAUUCUGGGCAGUGAGCCGUGUUGGCAGUAUCUUCUUGCCAGUAAUGCCAUCCCUGGCCUCGUCCAGCUCCUUACCCUGCCGUGGUUCCCCGAGAGCCCCAGAUACCUACUCAUCGACAGGGGGGACAAGGAGGCUUGUAUUAAGGCUUUGAGACGGCUGCAAGGCUGUGAGGUCCAAAGCAGCGAGCUGGAUGAGAUCCUGCAGGAACAGGCUGAAACCAAAGGCAUGAGGCCCCGUCGACCCUGGGAGCUUUUCACUGAUCGCUCAGUGCGCUGGCAGCUCAUCUCUGUCAUGAUCAUCAGCAGUGCCAUGCAGCUCUGUGGUAAUGACUCGAUUUACUUCUAUGCAUCAUACAUAUUCAAAGAGGCAGGAAUAUCAGAUGAUAAAAUCCAAUAUAUCACAAUUGGCACUGGUACAUGUGAAUUCACAGCGUGUAUAAUGUGUAACCUGCUGGUAGAGCGCAAAGGUCGGAGGUUCAUGCUGAUGGGAGGAUACAUCCUCAUGACCGUCUGGUCUGUUGUCUUCACAAUUGCUCUGUUGUUCGAGCACUAUACAUCCUGGAUGCCAUACAUAAGCAUGGCCUGCAUCUUCACCUACAUUCUCAGCUUUGGCUUUGGACCAGCUGGAGUGACUGGCGUUCUGCCCACAGAGAUCUUCAAUCAGACCGCUCGGCCAGCAGCCUACAUGAUCGCUGGCUCCAUGAUGUGGCUCAACCUUUUCAUCAUUGGGACGAUCUUUCCAUUUCUAGUGAGCGGGCUGAGUGAGUACUGCUUUGUGCCUUUCGGAGCAGUCUGCCUGCUGUCUGCAUUGUUUGUCGGCCUGUUUCUGCCUGAGACCAAGGGGAAGUCUCUGUCAGCCAUCACAAGUGAAUUCAACAAGCUCAACUUCAAAGGCCAGGAUGAAAAGUGUGCGUCGCAAGCUAAAGCUCAGUAUCAGUUGGGUGAAGUGAGUCAUUCCACGGCCUUGUAG
Messenger RNA from Anarrhichthys ocellatus (wolf-eel), 1512 nucleotides. RefSeq names its product solute carrier family 2, facilitated glucose transporter member 11-like. The coding region runs from base 1 to 1512 and encodes 503 amino acids. Gene Ontology annotation, cellular component: plasma membrane. Gene Ontology annotation, molecular function: D-glucose transmembrane transporter activity. Gene Ontology annotation, biological process: dehydroascorbic acid transport. NCBI's taxonomy places the organism in Eukaryota, Metazoa, Chordata, Actinopteri, Perciformes, Anarhichadidae. The record is from RefSeq and is a predicted model, not a curated record. The transcript has 12 exons.